Drosophila subpulchrella is the source of this 8731-nucleotide messenger RNA. RefSeq names its product ankyrin repeat domain-containing protein 50. The record is from RefSeq and is a predicted model, not a curated record. Bases 897 to 7280 code for a protein of 2127 amino acids. Gene Ontology annotation, molecular function: protein binding. Lineage: Eukaryota; Metazoa; Arthropoda; Insecta; Diptera; Drosophilidae. The transcript has 6 exons.
GACACAAAAUUGUUGGUCGUUAAAAAGUAAAGUGCGGCUGGUCCGUUGAAAAAAUUGAGAAAAAUAAAUCGCGACUAAGACGCGGAGACUCGGACGCGGAGGAAAACGUUGUGAAAGUGCCGAGUUGAGAGUGCAAGUUCAAAACAAUUACGAGUUGAACAAAAAGGGAGAACACAUGAUAUCCUGGGCCACGCAGGAUAGCUGUGUGAAGCAGACGCGUGAAGGAUAAGAGGAAGGGGGCAGCAGGAGCAGAAGAAGAAGCAGAAGCAGGACAACAAGACGGGGAAGAAGAAGCUGAAGGCGGAGCCGCAUCUGCCGCAGUCAAAACACAAGAGGAAGUGCAACAAAAGCGAGAUAAAAGUGCAUUCAGCUGGGGGAAAUGGAAAUGGAAAUGUGAAAUGUGAACGAUGUUGCAACGUCGCGCCGCUUGCACAGCCAAGUAAAAGCAAAAGCAAAGCAUAAGCGUAGCAAAGCAAAAGCAAAGUCAGAACAAACAAAAUACACAAAGUGAAAGAGCGAGUGAGAGAGAGAGAGGGAGUGUUUGGUUGGUGUAUCUGUGUUUAGUGCGUAUACGCGUCUGUGUGUGUGUGUGGUAGUGCGAUUUUGUGCUCACAACAAAUUGUCGUUUAAUUUUCUUCGAUUCUGCACAAACAACAAGCACUGAGAGAAAGGGGAUGUCGAUGUCCUCUUCACCACCCCUGGAAUCCGCCACCUAAGGUCAUAGGUCGCCAGCAGCCAAGAGUCAACCGAGGAGCGGCUUAAGUGAAAGGCAGACACACAGAGCCAAGAAGCCAACGAACCCGGGAGCUGAGAGCUGGGAGCCGACCAGACAGUUGGCAAACGGAUUACGCACAUCCUGUAGAGGAGCUCGAAACCAGGCUACCAACCAAGCCACAAUGUCUAAGCACACGGACAACGAUAAUCUGCGCAAUGACAUCUACGAAAAUCUGCCCUGUCAGGCGAUGUACAACGAUUCGGUGCGCAAGAUGCAGCAGCAGAAGUCAUCCACGGCGAAUCCCAAUGCCAACUCCAUUGGGAACUGCAAUUCCGCAUCAGCGGCGAUUAAUAAGAACCUUCCGCCGGCAACCUCUGUAACCAACAACAUGCCCAAGGAGAUGUUGUAUGCCACACCCCUGCGAAAAUCCGAUCGUUAUAAGAGCGGCGAAAGAAGUCGUUCCGGGAAUCCGGAGACCAAGUUGUCCAACUUCCGGGACUCCAAUCGCUUGGCCAGUGCCCGCAAUGGCAAUCCCGUUCAGAUAACUGAUCUAGAUGCGGACGAGGACGAUGGCCAGGGGGGACUGGGAGUGGAUGGCUGUGCCUCGGGUUCCAAGUACAGCAGCAAUCAGCAGCAGCCACCUGGCACAGCCAAUCAGCAUCUGGAGGAUCGGCGCAUCUUGAACUUCCUCAAGGACACCACUCAGCUGCAGAAGAAGCUGGAGAUCACAGGACGCGACUGUCCCAAUGCCAGCUUCUCGAAUCUGGCGCGGGAGGAGCACUUUGCCAACCUGGUGCAGCAAAAUUUCCCCCAGGAUGUGGCCCACCAGUCGAAUGGGGAGACCAAUGGAGGAUCAGCGCCCGAGGAGGAUGGCCAAGAGGCGGCGGGUGGAGUAAAACCCCAGCCGUCUGAAGAUACGGAUGGCAACCUGGAGGCUCUGAUGCAACGCAAGGUGUCGCCGGAUAAGGAGGUCAAUGGACUAGUUCACAGUGGAGGUCUGGAGCCCAACAAUCGAAUAGUGAGCACCGUUUACAUUCAUCGCGAGUGGGUGCUAAAGAAGAUUGCCCUGUGCUUGGAACAGCGAACGGCAGGCAAGAAGCCGGUGCCGGUGGCUCUGGGAGCAGCCUCCUCCAGCUAUGUAUCCGCGAGGGCCAAGGCGGCGGCCAUUUCGAGUUCCAGCUACAAUGGCUGCCUGGUGCUCGGCUCGAAUGGCUCCGGAAAGACCUCCAUCUGCCAGGCCAUCAUGAAGGGCAACUCCGGAACCAAGGGCAUCCUGAACAGGAAGCUACUGGCCUGCUACCUCAUCGAGUCCCAGAAUCCUGAGUGCCACAGCCUGUCGCUGUUCAUGAGGAAGAUCGUGCUGCAGUUGCUCAGCCAUGCCUCGCUGAUCAGCCGGGAUGAGAGCCAGCGGAUCAUCGACGAGGGCUUCUCCUUCCUGCGCGAUGAGGCCCAGCAGCAGGAAUUCAAGCUUGACGAGGCCAUGAACAACAUCAGUCUGAGUGAGAAUGCUGAGGAGCUGCUGAUCGAGGAGCUCAAGCGGGGAGCCAGUGAGUUGGACACCAAGGAGCUGGAUAACUUUCAGUCACAGCGCACCUCCACGGUCAACAAGGCCACCACCAGGACUAGCCUCACGCGUCAGCAAUCGGAGCCGGCUCCAUUGCAGAUAGUCGACGCGGAUGCAGUGAAACCGGAUGAGAAGGCUGGCGGUAACUAUGGAACACAUCCACCAAAACGUGCCUCCAGGGAACGAGGAGAUGCCGAGCAGGACAAGGACUUGGGCAGCGAAAAGGAGCAGCAGAAGCAGCAAUCUCAGGAACCCAAGGAGCCGGCCACCAAGUCGAGUCCUGCGAAGACCAAGUCCAAGAUUCCCGUCAAGCGGGGUCGUUCCGGCAGCGGUGUGCUCUCUCCCUCCAAGCUGGCCACCAUCAGCAAUGGAGGAGGUCAGUCUAUCCAGCAGGGUGGUGGCGAGGACAUAGCCGAUCUCAACACGGACCAGGAGAAGCACGAAAUCGAAGCAGCCAUUAAGGAUGAUAAGGUGGAGGAGCCACAAACCAUUAAGGAGGAUAAAGAGGAAGAUAAACCCGAGGCGGAAAAGGAGUUGAAUGAGAUACUCAAGGAGCAGUUGUGUAAAUCCAAUCAGGAUGGAGGCAAGGAGACAGAGCCCGAAGCCGAAGCGGCAGCUGAUAGCUCAACCGAACCCCUCAUUGACUUCACAGAGACCAAAGUUAAUGGCAAGCAGGAUGAAGAGGAGGUGGAGGAACCCCAGCAGCAACCACCACCAGUGCCCGGUGAGAAGCCCCGGAUGAGCACCAAUACCCUGCCUCCACCACUGCCCAAAACCAAGAGCUGUCGCACCAUCAUAGCCGAUGGCUACUACGAACUGCUGCUCUCCAAUCCGGAGAUCCUCGAGUGCCUCAGUGUGGACAACAUCGAAAAGAAUCCGGAUGAGUGCUUCAAGAAGGCCUUUCUGUUUCCCCUGCUAGAACUCACUCCUCCAAAGACGGCUUUACUCCUGCUGAUCGAUUCCAUUGACGAGAACUACAUCAACGAGGGCAACCUGAUAUCCACUUUGAAAGGAGGAAGGGGCACAGCCACCAAUCACAAGAGCCGCAAUGUGGCGGAGCUACUGUCCAAUCACAUCCACCUCUUCCCCAAGUGGCUCUUCCUGGUAUGCACCACCAAGAAGCAGACCAAGCAGAUCACCAAAAUGUUCACGGGUUUUAAGAAGAUCACUUUGGAUGACCUGCGCAAAUCCCACGUGGUCAAGGAUGUGCAGGAGUACAUUAUCAACCGACUAAACUCAGACUUCAAGGACAGCAUCAUGUUGACCAAGGAGAUCAUCGAGUCGCUCCACCAGCUUUACAUCAAGUCGAACGGCUGCAUCCUCUACCUGGAGAAGGUACUCCACGGCAUCAAGGACAACUUCUUUAGCUUCCGGGAGAUCAAGCUGAUCCCAUGCACCCUGAACGGAUUGUACUUAUACAUUUGCCAGAAGUCCUUUAACAAAAAACAGUACAUGAAGAUCCGACCCCUGCUAAAUGUACUGUUGGCCUCCUCCGGCUACGUGGACAAGCUCUUCCUGUUCAACUGCCUUCGCACCCACAACUACACCAUCGAUUGCCAGGAGUUCGAGAAGCGUCUGCAGCUGAUGAGAAACAUCCUGGCCUAUGACUCCAAUGCCCAGCGCCUAAAGAUCUUCCACAACUCCUUUGCCGACUGGCUGGUGGACGUCAAGUUCGCCACCAAGAAGUUCAUCUGCGACGUGAACGAGGGCCAUGUCAUGAUCUCCAUGUACUAUCUCCUAGUUGCCGAUACCCUCUGCGCGAAUACGGUGCGUAAGUUUGCCUACCAUCUUAUCCGAUCGGGUGAGUAUCUAACCAGCCGACACGUCGACCUGGAUCUCAUCCUGAUGCUGCUCGAAUCGCGACUUAACCUAAGCGACUGCUUCUACACGAACCAAAUGAACUGCUGUGCCCAGUGCGAGCAUGACUUCAAGUACGACAUGAACUUCCUGCCCAAGACGCGGGCUAUGUUGGAACGCUUCCUGGCCAGCGAGCUGAGCGAACCCUUCGCCCAGUUCCUCUGCGAUUUCUUCAAACCCAGCCUGCCCACGGACGCCAAAAUGCUAAAACUGCUCAUCGAGACGGGAAUCAACAACGCGGAGUCCCAGAACUCCUGUGAGUCCUCUCUAAUGUCGCCGGAACUCUCGGAGAAAUCCCAGAAUAUAGACUUUGAGCUGGCCGAUCUUUUGCUGUCCAGCGAGAAGAGCUGCCUGAUGGAGACCCAGCGGGCUGGCAGUCCCUCGGAGCACAGUGAGCCACCGGCCGAGAGCCAGGAUGAGAAUGCCUCGAGCACCCUGCACCAGCUCUCCGAUUCCCAUCACAUUGAGCUGCACAAGGGCAAGGCCUUGAUCCACAUCCUGGCCAACGAUGGCAAUCAUCAGCUGCUGGAACGGGCCCUCAAUGCCUGCAAGAGUCCCAUCGAUCUGGAGAUUGAGGAUUACAAUGGUCAAACUGCCCUGAAUAUAGCCGCCAGGAAUGGACAUCUGGAGGUGGUGAAGCUGCUAUUGAGCUUCUCCCAGCCCUGCAACGAUGGAACUGGUCGGAUGAAGCGGGUGGAUGUCAACCAUGCCGAUCGCGAUGGCUGGACUCCCCUGAGAUCCGCCUCCUGGGGAGGACACAGUGAGGUGGUGCGCCUGCUGAUAGCUCAACCCGCUUGUAAGAUCGAUCUGGCGGAUAAGGAGGGACGAACGGCACUAAGAGCCGCCGCCUGGAGUGGCCACGAGGACAUCCUGAAGCUGCUGAUUGAGUCGGGGGCGGAUGUCAACUCGGUGGAUCGUCAGGGACGCACUUCUCUGAUAGCCGCCUCCUACAUGGGUCACUAUGACAUCGUUGAGAUUCUCCUCGAGAACGGUGCUAAUGUCAAUCACUUGGAUCUGGACGGACGCAGUGCUCUGUGCGUGGCAGCCCUGUGCGGGUCGUCCGGAUAUAGUAAGGUCAUCUCUACACUCCUAGAUCAUGGCGCCAAUACGGAUCAGUUGGACAACGAUGGCAUGUCGCCACUGCUGGUCAGCUCCUUCGAGGGCAACGCCGAGGUGUGCGAACUGCUCUUGGAGAACGCCGCCGAUCCGGAUCUCGCUGACUUCAUGGGACGCACUCCAUUGUGGGCAGCCUGCACGGCGGGACACGCCACCGUGGUCAAGUUGCUGCUCUUCUGGGGCUGCGGCAUCGAUUGCAUGGACUCCGAGGGCCGAACGGUGCUGAGCAUUGGUGCCGCCCAGGGAAAUGUGGAGACGGUGCGGCAGCUGCUUGAUCGGGGAUUGGAUGAGACGCACAGGGAUAAUGCCGGCUGGACGCCGCUGCACUACGCCGCCUUCGAGGGGUUCCACGAGGUUUGUCUGCAGCUGCUGGAAUCGGGGGCCAAGAUCGAUGAGUGCGACAACGAGGGAAAGACCGCCUUGCACCUGGCUGCUCAGGAGGGACGACUCCACUGCGUCCAGGCUCUGCUGGACAUCCACUCGAGCUUUGUGGACCAGAAGGCCCACGAUGGCAAGACCGCCUUCCGGCUUUCCUGUCUGGAGGGCCACAUGGACACCGUGGAGUAUCUGCUGAAGUUCUGCUGCGAUGUCAACUCAAAGGAUGCGGACUCCCGCACCACUCUCUACAUCCUGGCGCUGGAGAACAAGCUGGAGAUAGUCAAGUAUCUGCUGGAUAUGACCAAUGUGGAUGUGAACAUUCCGGACAGCGAGGGACGAACGGCUCUGCAUGUGGCCGCCUGGCAGGGUCAUGCCGAUAUGGUCAAGACCCUGAUCGAGGCCGGUGCGGAUGUGAACUCCAUGGACUUGGAGGCCCGCACGCCACUGCACUCCUGCGCCUGGCAGGGCAAUCACGACGUGAUGAACAUCCUGCUCUACUACGGAGCUCUGGCGGAUCACGCCUGCAAGCAGGGAGCCACUGCGCUGGGCAUCUCAGCCCAGGAGGGUCACGAAAAGUGCGUGAUUGCCCUGCUCCAGUUCGGAGCCAAUCCCUACAAGUCGGACCACUGCGGACGCACGCCCAUUAAACUGGCGGCCAAGUCUAGUCGCACCAGCAUCCUGAAGAUCUUUGAGAGCUACACCAAAAAUGAAGCUAGCAAUCCCAACGAACCCAAGUUCCAUGCCCAUGCCAGCAUGCUGAGAUCUCCGGAUCAGCCGCCGGCUCUGCCGCUCCACCAGAACCUGGCCCCGUAUCCGGCCCAUGCGUCUGCCAACUCGGUCUGUUCGGCGGCCACCACGGCCACGGUGCACAAUGGCAGCCACCUGCACGUCCUCAAUGCCUCUAGUUCCACGCACAGCUCGAACAACUUUUACCAGAACACCAUGCAGUCGGACACGAGCAGUUUGCACAAGCGCAAGAGCGUCAUCUCUAGUCAGUCCACGGGCAGCAGCAAUGAUCAAGCGCCGCUAACCUUCACCCAGCAAUUGCAGCGACAAAGCAAACUGAGCUCACGCAACAAUCUCAUGGUCAAUUCGAAGCACGCCUCCAGUUCAGGAGCAGCAGGACACAAGUCCAGUGGUGGUGGUGGAGGCGGAGGUGCCCAGCGGCACUCACAGGUUCUGCCCGAUCUCAGCGAGCAUCAGCUUGCAUCCAACAUGACCAACGAGGCGGAUAUGUACGACAUGGAGUGCAUGUCCCCUCUAUAUGCAACGCCUCCUCAUUCGCCCAGCAGCGAAUUGAGUUCACCAGGACAGCUUCCGGGUCUUAAUGCCUUCGCGGAUGAUGAGAGAGCCGGAACAAGCGGUGGUGGCGGCGGUGCCAAGCUGCCGGAUAAUCAUUUCGCGCGAGACACUCACAUGCGUAUAAUUCUGGGCAACCUCAAGGAAAACCAGCCCAGCUCCUCGGGCAAAAGCAAGCGCAGCGGAGUUUCCAGUAAUCCCGCAAUGCGGCUCAUCCGUAGCCGCUUCGAUGCCGCCUCCCAGUUGAUCCGGCGCACCAACAACAUACUCUCCUCCAGCAGCAAUCAGGGCUCCUCCAGCAUUAGCGUCAAGUCGGGCACCUUCCAGUGGCGCAAGGAGAGUCAAAUGUAAUGGGGGAAUUAAAAGAUUACAUAUUUAGAAGUUCCCCCGAAACUCAACUCACAUCAACCUACACACCCACUUGCAUACUCAACCCAUAAAUUAAUUUAUUUGAGUUUAUAUACCUUUGUACUUUUGAUAAAGUAUUUGUUUUUUGUGAUAGUUUCAAUUUUAGUAAACUUUUUAAUCUGUAUUCUGAUUUAACUAAAUAUAUUUAGGCAUACUACCUAUACGAAGUAGUUUAAGGCAUGCGCCAAGUAUUAAGCUAAAGACCCAUAUAUAGAAUACUUCAAUACACUUUUGGCAUGCGAAUUGUAGCAGAUUCUUCUUCAAUGUAGCGAAAAACUAACGAAAUUUAAAUAGAUCACGAUAACACGAAUGUAUACUUAAGAGAGCUCAGACCACAGCACUGUUCUCAGAAUUAAUUUUAAAGUAUUUAUUAAAUCACCAUGCGUAAGACAGAGCAAUGGCUUAUAAUUUAACUAUAAUAUAAUUUAUGCUGGAACCAAUGAAGUUCUGAAAGCCAUACUACUCCAAUGCGCAUUUAUUGGCAAACGGCUAUAGACAUGUAAUUUAUUAAUAUGAGCUACUCUUACAUUUAAUUCCGCUGUUUACGUCAAUUCUUUUAAAUGCAAUCCCCCAAAGUCCCAAAAAACCCAUUAUCCUUUUCCUAUCAUGUGCCUCUGAUGGCACCAGAAGAUCCCAGAGAAACGAUAUAUGUGUAGUAUAUUGCUCGCACCCAAAACUCAAAGCGGUCCGUUCCUGUACCUUAACACUUGUCACUAAUUUUAUGUAACCCUUAAGCCGGACACACCAAUCGAAUACACAGCCGAAGCAUUAAUAAAAUAUUUUCUGAAACUCUACUCCCCACUGCAAAGCAGCAAAACACAGUCACAGCAAACAACGCACUGGGCUAGAUCCGAAAUGGAAAAUCGAAGAUAAGUUGAACAGCGAAAUGUUAAUGAACAGAAACAGAACCUAAUUAAUUGUUAACAAGACCUAUAAAAUACCGCAGAAUACAAUUGUUUAGAUAUACAUAAAUAUAUAUUUCAAAAGCAUAUUUACAAGUUAAUGAUCAGAGUUAUUCAAAGUAUCAUUAUUAUAAUCAUAAUAGAUAACCGAACAGACUAAAAUACAAUCCGCAGAGAUACACACUACACGAAAAAUGCAUGAAGGGUCGAAACCAAAGAUAAACAUUUACAUUUGGAAGUAAUAUACACAUGAUACCUAUACCUAACAUAUAACUAAAUAUAUGAGAAUAUGUACUUAUACAUCGUAGUGUAGUAGUUUUGAAAAAGGUUGCGAUGAAUUAUUGACAAAAAUUGAUACAGGAACAUUUACAGAAAAUUCUGAGUGUGUUGAAGUUAAAAAAUAACAACUUUUUGAGCGAAGCGACGAAUAACGAAGCAUAUACAUACAUAUAUAACUCUGAAUCCGAAUAAAUUGUAUAUUCAUACAAAUAA